AUGCAAAGUGCUAUUCUUAUCGUCCUGGCCAGCUUCGUUGCCACGAGCUUCGGCUGCGUUGGAAACGGCUGCGGCGGGGACUACUCCUUCGACGCCUGCUCUGAGCCCGUCUGCUACUCCGGUCGCUACAUUGGCUACGGUUGCCAUGACGGUGUCUGCGACUACGUCUGCUACGGGCUUGGGUGUCGCAAUUUCGGCUACGGGGGGUACGGUGUCCACCCAAAGAGCACCCAGAAGCCGGCGCAGAAGGGUCUCUACGACGGUUGGGCCCACGGCGCUCAAGGUCAGCGGGGCUGCAAGGGUGGCAACUGUGGCUACUGGGGUGGCUGCGAUGCCGGCCGAUGUGUUGGCUACUACAACUUCAGGAAGUGCAACACCCCGGUGUGCACCAACGGACCCUUCUACGGGUUCGGCUGUGACUCGGGGGUGUGCGCGUUCGUGUGCUACGGCGACGCCUGCCACGCCACCCAAAACUACGGCAAAGACUGCGAAAACGGCGAAUGUGAUUACCCCGAAGGGUCCAAGAGCACGGCCAACGGUGAUGCCACCCACACCAAGGAUUCUCAAUGA
Mesocestoides corti is the source of this 570-nucleotide messenger RNA. Lineage: Eukaryota; Metazoa; Platyhelminthes; Cestoda; Cyclophyllidea; Mesocestoididae. The record is from the annotation of a GenBank genome assembly.